AUGAGUAGUCCAUGUUGUGUUGAUCCGGGUGUAAAACAAAUUUAUCAAGCACAAGGUUAUGAAAAAGAAAUUGCUGGAGUAAAUAGUUAUGUAACAGGUGAAGGAAAAUCAGCAAUAAUUAUUUUUACAGAUGUAUUUGGUAAUUCAUUCGUAAAUGUUCGAAAGCUAGCUGAUACUUUUGCUCAAUCUUGUCAAGUAACAGUUUUAAUUCCUGAUUAUUUUAAUCAAGAUUCAAUGGAUCCUGAUGAUCCUAAUUUAUGGGAUCUAUUGCCUAAUUGGUUAAAAAAACAUCCUCCAACAUAUGCAUGUAGUAUUGGAGAGAAAUUUAUUUCAACAAUUAAAUCAAAUUAUCAAUCAAUUCAAGUAAUCGGUUUUUGUUAUGGUGCUAAAGUUGUUAUUGAUUUAAUAACUCAUAAUGAAUUAUCAUCAUUAGUUAAAGCAGCUAUUGUAGCACAUCCAUCAUUUUUAGUAAAAGAAGAAGCUACGCAAAUCAAACGACCUAUUUUAUUUUUGUGUGCAGAAAACGAUUCUCUUUUUACUUCGGAUCUUCGACAAGAAUUUGAAAAAGAAUUAAAAUCGAAUGGUCUCGGAACAUUUAUUGAAUAUCCUGGCACAGUUCAUGGAUUCGUUGUUCGACCAGAUAAUACAGAACAAGUUAUACAAGAAAAAGACAAAGCCGUUCAAGAUGCUAUCGAAUUUUUUAAAAGAAACAUUUAA
Molecule: messenger RNA, 717 nt
Organism: Rotaria socialis
Lineage: Eukaryota; Metazoa; Rotifera; Eurotatoria; Philodinida; Philodinidae
Source: the annotation of a GenBank genome assembly